Mycotypha africana is the source of this 1395-nucleotide messenger RNA. Its product is annotated as kinase-like domain-containing protein. Gene Ontology annotation, biological process: protein phosphorylation. Lineage: Eukaryota; Fungi; Mucoromycota; Mucoromycetes; Mucorales; Mycotyphaceae. Gene Ontology annotation, molecular function: ATP binding; protein serine/threonine kinase activity. The coding region runs from base 1 to 1395 and encodes 464 amino acids. The transcript is spliced from 4 exons. The record is from RefSeq and is a predicted model, not a curated record.
AUGCCUCUCAAAAGCAUAUCCAAUUUAUUGACGUUAUUAUUCAAGACAACAUCGAAUGAACACGGCCUCGAAAACAAUGAAAAUGGAACCCAUUGUAAAACAACUCUGUCCACUUAUUCAACUAUUCUGAAUGAUAAUGAUCAAGACGCACUCAAUGAAACGAUAACUUUUGACAAUGAGGAUAGAGUGCAAGCGUAUCAACAGCAGCAAAAGACAAUUUUCACGUGGACCUCCUCCUUCAUAAAUACAUUCAGUCCGUCUCAAACGCUACAACAUUUGUUAUGGGAUUCUGCUGCAACCUACAAGAAGAAAGCAUCGGGAGAUAUUAGCACCACCGUUGGCAAACAGAUGUGGAUAGCACAUCAGGAGCAACUAAAGUACUGGCAAGAUCAAGCAUCCGAAUUUACACCUUUUUCAGACUUUGGUAAGGAUGACUACGAGUUCCUAGAAACAGUAGGGACGGGCACUUUUGGUAGAGUUUGCUUAGUGAGACAAAAGAACCACAGUAAGAAAUAUUAUGCUAUGAAGGUCUUGAGAAAGGCAAAUAUUGUCAAGUUGAGACAAGUAGAACAUAUAAAUUCAGAAAGACAGGUGCUGUCAGAACUCAACUUUCCAUUCAUUGUCAAACUAUAUCUUACGUUUCAGGAUCAUUUAGAUCUAUUCAUGUUGCAAGAAUAUGUUAUGGGAGGGGAACUGUUUCGGCAUCUGAGAAAAGCAAGCAAAUUUGACAAUGACACCGCUCGAUUUUACGCAGCACAAAUCAUUCUCGCAAUUGAAUAUCUUCAUUCCAAAGAUAUUGUCUACAGAGACCUCAAGCCUGAGAAUAUUUUGCUCGAUCACCAAGGUUACAUUAAAAUCACAGACUUUGGCUUCGCAAAGAAAUUAAAAGACAGAACAUGGACACUGUGUGGGACGCCAGAAUACUUGGCACCAGAGAUCAUCCAGAGUAAAGGGCACAAUCUAGCCGUAGAUUGGUGGUCUCUCGGUAUAUUGAUUUACGAAAUGUUGGUAGGCUAUCCACCCUUCUACGACGAUAAUCACUUUGGUAUUUAUGAGCGUAUUUUGCGUUGCACAAUGCACUGUCCAAUCUACGUCAGUGAAGCUGCAGAAGACUUGAUCAAAAAGUUAUUGGUUAGCGAUUGGACAAAACGAUUAGGAAGUUCGAAGGAUGGAGCGACGGACAUUAAACAGCAUCAUUGGUUCAGUGUUGAGAAGAAUCCAAUAGAUUGGGUGGCAAUUUUCAACAAAACGAUCCAAGCACCGAUAAUACCACUAUGCUCAAGUGAAGAAGACACAAACAAUUUCGAAAUUCAUCCUAAUGAUAGGACUCUAUCUGGUUCAACAGCUGUACUAGACGAUGGUGAUCCUUAUCAUGAGAUGUUUAUAGAUUUCUAA